This is a messenger RNA of Dichotomopilus funicola, 1083 nucleotides long. RefSeq lists its product as uncharacterized. Gene Ontology annotation, cellular component: cytosol. Gene Ontology annotation, molecular function: metal ion binding; mRNA binding. The transcript is spliced from 2 exons. Gene Ontology annotation, biological process: cytoplasmic translation. NCBI's taxonomy places the organism in Eukaryota, Fungi, Ascomycota, Sordariomycetes, Sordariales, Chaetomiaceae. Bases 1 to 1083 code for a protein of 360 amino acids. The record is from RefSeq and is a predicted model, not a curated record.
AUGGCACCAAAAAAGAAUGAAAAAGGCCCCGCCAAAAAGGUGGAUGUCAAAAAGGCUGUCGAGGACAAGACCUUUGGCAUGAAGAACAAGAAGGGUGCCGUCGCCAAGAAAACAAUUGCCCAGCUUGAAGCCAGCUCGAGUUCACAGCAGAAACGCAAAGACGCCGAGAAGGCCGCCCGUGAGCGCGAGAAGAAGGCCGCCGAAGAUGCGAAGCGAGAGAACGAGUCGCUGCUCAACAAACCCGCUCAGAUACAAAAAGUGCCGUUCGGUGUUGACCCCAAGACGGUUGUCUGCAUCUUCUACAAGAAAGGGAAUUGCGAGAAGGGCAAGAAGUGCAAAUUUUCCCACAACUCGGACAUGGAUCGCAAGACCGAAAAGAUCAACCUGUACCAGGAUACACGGGCGGAUGAGGAAGAGAAGAAGAAGCAGGAGACAUCGGCCGACUGGGACGAGGAGAAGCUCCGGACGGUCGUGCUCUCCAAGAAGGGGAACCAGCGUACAUCGACCGACAAGGUGUGCAAGUUCUUCAUCCAAGCCAUCGAGGAGGGCAAAUACGGCUGGUUUUGGAUCUGCCCGAACGGCGGCGACAAGUGCAUGUACAAGCACGCACUUCCACCUGGGUUCGUGCUCAAGACGAAAGAACAGAGGGCGGCAGAGAAGGCUCUCAUGGACAAGUCGCCACUCAAGACCCUCACCAUCGAAGAGUUUCUCGAGUCCGAGCGGCACAAGCUCACCGGAACGCUCACACCCGUCACCCCCGAGUCAUUCGCCAAGUGGAAGAAAGAGCGUCUCGACAAGAAAGCGGCCGAGGAGGCGCUACGGAAGGCCAAAGAGGCGACCGGCCGUGCGUUGUUCGAAAGCGGCAACUGGCGCGGAGACGACGAAUCCGAAGAGGAAGAGGAAGAAGAAGACGACUCGGCCUGGAAUCUCGAGAAGCUACGGCGAGAAACGGAGGCCCUUCGGACAAAGAGGGAGGAGGAGCGGCUGGCGGCCUUGCACGGAGUACCGUUGCCGAGUAGUGUGCCCAACGGGGAGGAGCCAGGGGAAGAAGAGACGGAGCCAGAGGCUGUACCGAACACUUGA